Cheilinus undulatus (humphead wrasse) is the source of this 1626-nucleotide messenger RNA. It is a transcript of the gene hoxa1a, whose product is annotated as homeobox A1a. Gene Ontology annotation, biological process: regulation of transcription by RNA polymerase II. The transcript is spliced from 2 exons. The record is from RefSeq and is a predicted model, not a curated record. Gene Ontology annotation, molecular function: DNA-binding transcription factor activity, RNA polymerase II-specific; RNA polymerase II cis-regulatory region sequence-specific DNA binding. The coding region runs from base 93 to 1079 and encodes 328 amino acids. Gene Ontology annotation, cellular component: nucleus. NCBI's taxonomy places the organism in Eukaryota, Metazoa, Chordata, Actinopteri, Labriformes, Labridae.
ACGGUCACUCAGGGUAAAAGGGGGAGAGAGGAAGAGAUCAGAGGGUGUCUGUGCAGCGGACGGUCCCUCGGUCCCGGUACAACGAUGCUACAAUGAGCAGCUUCUUAGACUACUCGGUGAUGAGCGGUGAAGGUGGCUCGUGCUCUGUCAGGGCUUUCCACUCGGACCACGGGAUUACAACUUUUCAGUCGUGCGCAGUGACUGUCAACAACUGCGGCGCGGAUGAGCGUUUCGUGGCGAGCAGGGCUUCCCCUGAUAUCAUCCCUCACCAGCCCGGGUCAUACCAAACUACAGCGAGCUCGCUGGGUCUCGCUUACGGGGCCCAUCCGGCCUGCAGCUCCAGCUAUGGACCCCAGAGUUUCUGCACUACUUACAACCAUUACGCGCUCAACCAGGAAGUAGACUCCACAGCAGGUUUCCCUCAGUGCGGCCCGCUCAUGUACUCGGGUAACAUUUCCUCCUCCAUGGUCUCUCAGCAUCGCCAAGGUUACAGUGCAGCACCCCUGGGCCAGCUGCAGUAUGCCCACGCUGCAUAUGGCGGCGGGCACGAGCAGGCAACCCCAUUUCCUGGGUGCUCGAACCCACUGUCACCUCUGCAUGCAGCUCACCUGGAGGCAUGCUGCUCACCUCUGUCUGAAGGAGCGUCAUCUGCGCAGACUUUCGACUGGAUGAAAGUCAAGAGGAACCCACCAAAGACAGGCAGGUCCGGGGAGUACGGCUAUGGUGGACAGCCUAACACGGUCAGGACAAACUUCACCACCAAGCAGCUCACAGAGCUGGAAAAGGAGUUCCACUUCAACAAGUACCUGACCCGAGCGCGGCGCGUGGAGAUUGCGGCCGCCCUGCAGCUAAAUGAGACUCAGGUGAAAAUCUGGUUCCAGAACCGCAGAAUGAAGCAAAAGAAGAGAGAGAAAGAAGGGCUGCUGCCGACAAAAGCUGCAUCCUCAGACCCGGGGGAGAGGAUUCUGGAUAAAAUGGACGAUGCAGAAUCAGAGAAGUCAAUCUCAGCCCCUUCUACUCCGUCUCCCACAUCCUCCACGGUCUCCUCCACAGGAGCUGAUCCUUACUCUUCCAACUAAACUGCCUCUACACCUCUUCGGGCCAAAAAGCGGCCUGUAUGUAUUAAAACUCAUACCCAGUGUACCAAAGCCAAAGUCAUGGUGGAAGGAGAAUAUUUGUGGACCUUUAUGGACUGUUUGAUUUUGGACAGUAAUGUGGACCAUUUAUGACUGAUAGAUUUGUUUUCUAUUGUGUUGUACUGAAAGAAGGAGUUCAUUGCAGCCCAAACAAAUGUAGGUCAUGGUUUAAAGUGUGUCCACGUGUAUCCUCCUCAGACCUGUCUCCUAUCAGUGCUGCUUCAUGUAAAGUCACAAGUCUGCACACACAAACAAAUACCUCAAAUGUGCCAAAGUUGUGCGUCAUGGCCAGGCUGAUUGCACUGGAUGUCCAUAAUUAGGCAUCCUACAAUCAACGAGAUGACCUCGUGUAUUAAUCCUUCUAAUGUGCAUCCUUAAAUCACUGUCACCUGUGAGUUUAGGGUCUGUGUGUCUGUUUGAAUGCCUGUGGUGUGAGAUUGCAUGAUGCGUAAUGCUUUCAUGUAUUAUUUGCUGGGCGCUGAGUUUUAUC